AUUUAUUUGUUCGCAUGUGCCUAAACCAAGGAAAAGGGACCGAAAAUGCACGCAAUGUUCUCCCGGAGAGUCAUCGGCUUUUCGAAUCUCACCAAAUCACUCUCAAAAUCCACGCUCCCCCCUCAGUCGCGUCAUCACCAUGAUCCCUUCACCUCGCUUCCCAGGCCGAGCCACAGUCGUCUUCUUCCUUCUGCUUCGUCGUCUUCUCAGGCGAGCCGCUUUGACCCGUCUCUGCUGUGGCGAUCGGUGUCAACUCGUGGGUUUCUCCUGAAACCAUUUGGGAACGCUCCUUUGAGUUUGAAGCUUGGAAAUCUCGGGGAGUCCAGAGUUGGGUUCUUCGGUUCUCAGUUUCGGAGGAAUGGAUUCGGGCACGGGGGGUUUUCUGGGUUUCAAAGGCGUGGAUGGCUUCAGGGUUUAUCGCCUAACCAAGUCGUUUCGGGGUUAAUAAUAGCUAAUGUUGGUGUGUUUAUGAUGUGGCGGAUUUUCGACAAGCGUUUUAUGGUUCAAAACUUCAUGAUAUCAUUGGACAAUUUUACGAGUGGGCGGCUGCACACACUGAUAACUUCGGCAUUCAGUCAUAUCGAUGCCGGACAUAUCAUAUCUAACAUGAUUGGACUCUACUUCUUCGGAACCAGUAUUGCAAGAACAUUUGGCCCUCAAUAUCUUUUGAAACUGUAUCUCGCUGGGGCGCUUGGUGGCUCUGUUUUCUUCUUGAUUCAUCAGACCUUCAUGGCUCCAUCAUCUAAGGGUGGGGGAGCAUUCACCAAGGAUCCAUCAAGAGCCCCAGCAUUGGGCGCGAGUGGAGCUGUGAAUGCCAUCAUGCUGCUCGAUAUCAUGCUGCAUCCAACUGCUACUCUAUACAUAGAAUUUAUCUUUCCGGUGCCCGCAAUGUUGCUUGGGAUCUUCCUCAUUGGCAAGGAUGUUUUAAGGAUAAUAGAGGGAGACAGUCACAUCUCAGGUUCGGCUCACUUGGGAGGUGCUGCGGUUGCAGCCAUCGCAUGGGCGCGGAUAAGGAGAGGUCGUUACCGCUUUUGAUCAUACCCUCUUCAUUCCAUUGAGGUUCCUCCUCCAUUAAUCUUGGACUGGUAGAAGUAACACAUUAGAUCUGUGAUGGUUUUAGGCUUAGGAAACGAUAUCUAGAGCCCAUCAUUUAGAGCUUUUCUUCUCUCCUUUGCAUCGACGAGUACGAGUGUGAGACCUCGGAUUAUUACCCAUUCCAUUCUCGGUGUAACUGGCUUCAUGUGGGCGGAUUCGGUUUAUCAAAAUUCGAACUGAAGUGAAUACGUUCCGAGUUUGAUUCGGUUUUA
Molecule: messenger RNA, 1307 nt
Organism: Tarenaya hassleriana
Lineage: Eukaryota; Viridiplantae; Streptophyta; Magnoliopsida; Brassicales; Cleomaceae
Product: RHOMBOID-like protein 12, mitochondrial
Exons: 8
Coding region: 46-1035 (329 amino acids)
Cellular component (GO): membrane
Molecular function (GO): serine-type endopeptidase activity
Source: RefSeq, a predicted model, not a curated record